AGGACAGCUUGGUGAGUAUAAAGAAACCCCCUCCACCAAUUCUCCUCACACCGAAUCUUAUUCAUAUUCCGUUCUUUUGGAUUCUUUGAUUCUUGUGAAGAACAUGACGAUCCUCAUCGAGCAGCCUCGCUUUGAAGUGGAAGAGAAGAAGGUUGGCAUUACAGAGCUGAAUGAAUUGGUGUUGGACGGUGGAUUUGUUGUACCAAAUGAAACGGCAGCGGCGGCGGCGGAGGAGGGAUUUGUAGCACUGGAAAUGAAUGCGUUCGGGCAUUCUUUCAGAGAUUACGAAGCGGAAAGUGAAAGGCAAAAGGGAGUGGAGGAAUUUUAUAAACAGAAUCAUAUUCAUCAAACGUACGAUUACGUGAAGAAGAUGAGAGAAACGUACAAGAAAAUGGAUCGAGUGGAAAUGAGUAUCUGGGAAUGCUGUGAGCUUCUGAACGAUGUGGUUGAUGAUAGCGAUCCUGAUUUGGAUGAACCCCAAAUUCAGCAUUUGUUGCAGACUGCUGAAGCCAUUCGAAAGGAUUAUCCUGAUGAAGAUUGGCUGCAUUUGACUGCGCUCAUCCAUGAUCUUGGAAAAGUGCUUCUUCUUCCCAGCUUUGGUGGGCUUCCUCAAUGGGCUGUUGUGGGUGAUACACACCCUCUAGGCUGCGCUUUUGACAGCUCCAUUGUUCAUCACAAGUAUUUCAAGGAGAAUCCUGAUUCAGAGAAUCCAGCUUAUAACACCAAAAAUGGAAUUUACACCGAAGGCUGCGGACUUGACAAUGUUAUGAUAUCAUGGGGCCAUGAUGAUUAUAUGUAUUUGGUGGCUAAAGAAAAUGGCUCCACUUUACCUUCGGCUGGGUUGUUCAUAAUCAGAUACCAUUCUUUUUAUCCCUUACAUAAAGCAGGAGCUUACAAACACUUGAUGAAUGAGGAGGAUGCCCAGAAUUUGAAGUGGCUCCAUAUAUUCAACAAGUAUGAUCUCUACAGUAAGAGCAAAGAACUUAUUGACGUGGAAAAAGUUAAACCAUAUUAUGUUUCCCUAAUUAACAAGUACUUCCCGGAAAAGCUCCGAUGGUGACCAGAUAUAAUUAACGAUGACUAUCGCCGGCCGGCGACGGAUGACACAUUUGAAUGAAUAAGCUUCAUUUUUCUUGUAUUAUUAUCUCAUUUGUCCACAUUAAAUGAGUUUCUUUUUUUUUUC
Cucurbita pepo subsp. pepo (vegetable marrow) is the source of this 1183-nucleotide messenger RNA. Its product is annotated as inositol oxygenase 2. Gene Ontology annotation, cellular component: cytoplasm. Lineage: Eukaryota; Viridiplantae; Streptophyta; Magnoliopsida; Cucurbitales; Cucurbitaceae. The record is from RefSeq and is a predicted model, not a curated record. Gene Ontology annotation, biological process: inositol catabolic process. Gene Ontology annotation, molecular function: iron ion binding; inositol oxygenase activity.